Boleophthalmus pectinirostris (great blue-spotted mudskipper) is the source of this 2523-nucleotide messenger RNA. RefSeq names its product protein-O-mannosyltransferase 1 (gene pomt1). NCBI's taxonomy places the organism in Eukaryota, Metazoa, Chordata, Actinopteri, Gobiiformes, Gobiidae. Gene Ontology annotation, molecular function: dolichyl-phosphate-mannose-protein mannosyltransferase activity. Bases 308 to 2464 code for a protein of 718 amino acids. Gene Ontology annotation, cellular component: endoplasmic reticulum; membrane. The record is from RefSeq and is a predicted model, not a curated record. Gene Ontology annotation, biological process: protein O-linked glycosylation via mannose. The transcript has 20 exons.
UUAUAGUAUAUGUAUAUAAAUAAAGCCUAUGUGUCAUGCCAUAACGGUAGAUGGCAGUAAAGCAGAGUAGCAAUCUCCGGAAGUGUACACUGUCAUGCUGCACCUCCUGAACUAUGUCCUGCAAAGCCAAAACAAAUCGUUCACAUGGAUCUUUCAUAAUAUUUCACUGAUAGUUCUCGUGACACUCCCCGAAGAUGGACCGCGGCUGGAGACAACAGAAGCUGCUGUGUGAGUGAAGCCGCCUGUAUCCUGCUGAUAGACAGUUAUUUUAAAGACGAUUGACUCUGCUACUUUGUAAGAAGACGCCAUGCUGCAACUCCCUUUGGUGGUGACGGCUAAGGUGGAUGUGGUUUUCCUGCUCUUUUCUGUGCUGGCUCUCUGGACCAGACUAAGGGGACUGAGUUAUCCCAACUCUGUGGUGUUUGAUGAAGUGUACUAUGGACAGUUUGUGUCACUUUACAUGAAGAGGGUCUUCUUCAUCGAUGACAGUGGCCCUCCACUUGGUCACAUGAUUCUAGCUGCUGGAGCUUAUCUUGGAGGUUUCGAUGGCAAUUUUGUGUGGAACAGAAUUGGGGCAGAGUAUCCGGACACUGUGAGUGUGUGGAGUCUGCGGCUGCUCCCUGCUCUUUGCGGGGCCCUAAGCGUUCCUCUGAUCUAUAGUCUCUCUCUGGAGCUGGGAUUGUCUUACAUAUCGGCUCUGGGGGCUGCACUGCUCUUUUUGCUGGAGAACGCCCUGAUAGUGCAGUCCCGGUUCAUGCUACUGGAGUCUGUUCUCAUAUUCUUCAUGCUCUUGUCCUUGUUUUGUUACCUCCGAUUCCACAACACAUACCACAGCUCAUGGUUCAGUUACUGCUGGCUGCUGCUGUCUGGAGCCUCCAUUGCAGCAGCAAUAGGGGUCAAGUAUAUGGGCUUGCUGUCAUAUCUGUUGCUGUUGGCCAUGGUUUGUGUACACACCUGGAAACUGAUUGGAGACCCCUCCAUUAGCCAUCUGAGUGUCUGCGUGCAUGCUGUCUGUCGACUGGUGUGUUUGGUUGUGGUGCCUGUUCUUCUCUAUGUGUUUUGGUUCUACAUCCAUCUCAGUCUUCUGCACCGCAGUGGGCCCCAUGAUCAGCUCAUGAGCUCUGCUUUCCAGGCAACUCUUGAGGGGGGGCUCUCUAGGAUCACCCAGGGACAGCCACUUGAAGUGGCCUAUGGCAGCCAGGUGACCCUAAGGAGCUCUGCCUCCAAUCCUGUACCCUGCUGGCUUCACUCACAUAAGGCCAACUACCCAAUCAGGUAUGAAAAUGGACGUGGCAGCUCCCACCAGCAGCAGGUCACAUGUUAUCCUUUCAAAGACGUCAACAACUGGUGGAUUAUUAAAGAUCCACGCAGGCAGGAGUUGGUGGUGGGCACUCCUCCCAGGCCUGUUCGACAUGGAGAUGUCAUUCAGCUUGUCCACGGAAUGACAUCACGUUUUCUCAACAGUCAUGAUGUAGCUGCUCCGAUGAGCCCUCAUGCCCAGGAGGUGUCUGGCUACAUUAACUACAAUGUCUCCAUGGCCCCACAGAACAUGUGGACAGUGGAAAUAAGUAACAGGGAGUCAGACGGUGAGGUGUGGAAGACCAUACUGUCAGAUGUGCGACUGGUCCACCUCAACACUUCAGCGGUUCUCAAGCUGAGUGGGGCAUCUCUGCCAGACUGGGGCUUCCAUCAGCUUGAGGUGAUCGCAGAGAAGCUGUUCACUGCUCCCAGCAGUAGCCAGAGCUGGACCGUGGAAGAGCACAGAUAUGGAACCAGUCAAGAGCAGAGGGAGAGGGAGCUGGAGCUUCAUUCACCAACUCAUAUCGAUGUUACCAGAAAAAUCUCAUUGUGGGCAAAGUUUAUUGAACUUCAGUGGAAGAUGCUCAAUGCCAAACAGGAAAACUCUGAACACAAAUACAGCUCGACUCCAUCUGAGUGGCUGACCCUAGAGACCAACAUUGCAUACUGGUUGCAUUCCUCCACAAAUGCUCAGAUCCACCUCAUUGGAAAUCCUGUGUCUUGGGCUAUAGCCAAUAUGAGUCUGCUGGCCUAUCAACUGCUGGCAAUCACCUACCUGCUUCGGAGGAGACGUGGCUUCAAGGACAUACCUGAUGAUGUAUGGAACAGUUUUGUCUCUCUUGGCACAGUUUGUGUUGGUGGGUGGACAAUGAACUUUGUACCGUUUCUCCUGAUGGAGAAGACACUGUUUCUAUAUCACUACCUCCCAGCUAUGUGCUACCUGCACUUGUUAAGUCCUGCUGUCUUGGAGCAUGUACACUCUUACCUUCUUAGUGGAGCUCAACGCCUUGCCAUGACUGUGUGUGUGUUGGCUUUGGCAGUGUCCAUAGUAUUGUCCUAUCAAAACUUUUGCCCUUUGACCUAUGGAACCCCACAGCUGUCUGCCUCUGAACUGCAGAGACUCAAGUGGAGAGAGUCCUGGGACAUCUUAUAUCGUCGUCAUUAGACUGUUCACAAAUUUGACCUGUUGUUUUCUGUUAAUAAAAAGAGACUACUAUUAUUCAA